This is a messenger RNA of Colletotrichum destructivum, 196 nucleotides long. RefSeq lists its product as uncharacterized. NCBI's taxonomy places the organism in Eukaryota, Fungi, Ascomycota, Sordariomycetes, Glomerellales, Glomerellaceae. The record is from RefSeq and is a predicted model, not a curated record. The transcript has 2 exons. The coding region runs from base 1 to 165 and encodes 54 amino acids.
AUGGAAGGUUUGCGUGGCCUCUUGCCCUUAUCAAAUGGCUAUUUAAGGCGGCGAGGAGACAGCUUACCAUUGAUUUUGGUCGAGGCUGUUCUUCAUCGACACACGUUACAAACACCAAAUUCCCAUCAUAUAUACAUAAAACAGAGGCUUCAAAUCGAGCCAUAGACAACUCUUCAGAGUAUGUGACACUCUUGAG